Danaus plexippus (monarch butterfly) is the source of this 1922-nucleotide messenger RNA. RefSeq lists its product as uncharacterized. NCBI's taxonomy places the organism in Eukaryota, Metazoa, Arthropoda, Insecta, Lepidoptera, Nymphalidae. The transcript is spliced from 8 exons. The coding region runs from base 185 to 1876 and encodes 563 amino acids. The record is from RefSeq and is a predicted model, not a curated record.
CACUUUCUCCUCAUCGAACAUUAAAAUUUAAAACUUGUUUGUGUUCAUUGACCGUGUAACAAAACUCAAGUUUAACACUACAUUCUGGCAGCAGUUAAAUAGAUAGAAAUGCCAUGCUCCAGCACCAAUUACAACUGGAAAGUCAAGCGGAACUCUUGAAAUAAUAGGAGUGUUUGCGUUUACCAUGUCUUUUAUUAAACUGUUCAUGGUAAUUUGUAUUUGCUACUUUCCUUCUUGUACAGGCAAAUAUGGUGAAUUUAUUUCAAAACAAGAUCGCUCUUACAAAAUAAUUAAUUUUCAAGUACCCGUAACAGUUUGGAAACAAGCGUUUGAUCCAACACCUGUUCUAAAAUCACCAGUUACGGUUGUUUUACCAAUAAAUGUGGAUCAAGAAGAAGAAAAUGAAAUUGAAGAAGUUGAGGAUGACUUGGUUCAAGAUACAGUGAGUGAUACUCCCAUCACUGAAGAACCAAUACAAGAAGACCCCGUUGUUACAGUAUCAUCCAUAGCUACUCAAGCACCAGUGCUACAAGAUCAAAUAUCAGAUGUUCAAGCUCCAAAUGAUCAAGUUCCAGUACAAGGCCAGGUGACGAGGUUCCCUUGUACGUGCACAGAUGGCCAAUGUGGCUGUUGUACUGGUGCUAUCAUGGAUCGAUUCAGGAUGAAAGCAUGUGGGAAUAUUAGAUUUGUCCCUGAAGAUUUUGUGUUUGAUGUUAGACUUACUGUUAAUAACAAUACUGUUGUUCGUCGCAGGGUUUCAGCAAGUGAUCCACCCCCGAUAUGUUUCAACCCCAGAAGAGCCCCAUUCAUAAGAGUAUGUGCUGAGAUUAGCAAUAUUCGGAUACGUAAUGGAAAUGCAUUCGCCUGUUUAGAUAUAGUUGCAGAUAUAGCCAAUUUUCCAAUUUAUUCAGCCUCGUUUAGAUGUUUUGGCUUAGGAUCAUCGGGUUUGCAAACAGGGCUUAAACCAAAACCAGUAUCUUCCGGCCCGAAACCAGUUAACUUGUUCGGAAGUGGAAAUAAUAACGAGGGUACAUUACUGGAUGCAGCUGGAGAAUUAAUAGGAAAUAAUGGUAAUGGUUUAUUACCACAAGGCGGUUUGUUUGGACGACCAGGGGGAAUCUUUGGAGGAGAUGGCCCACUAGAUGCCAUUGGUGAUGCCGUAGGAGAAUUUUUCGGUGCUUUGACACUAUUGUUGGAUGAUGCACGAGGAAAUGAAUUGGAAGGAAGAACCUCAGACAAUACAACAAGCCAUAAUUUGAAUAAAGUUGAGGUUCCAGACAGUAAUUUAUUAUUACUGAAUGGAUUAAAUUUGAGACAAAUCUCUGCCAUGGCACACUAUAGUCGACAAAAUUCGGAACAGAACACAACAUCAUCCAGACGAUGCGUUUGUGCUCAAGGGGUCUGUAAAUGUUGUACUGGUUAUUUAAUGGAUUUGAUAAAUCAAAAGGCUUGUAUGAAAAUAACUUAUAGUCCCGGAGAUUUUGCUUUCGACGUUGCAAUGUCAAUGAACGAUAGAGUUCUAUAUGAAAACUCAAUUUCUGGUAAAAAUCCAAAACCGAUGUGCAUAAGUCCACCCAGAUUAUCUAAUUUAAAAGUAUGCGCGAAAUUUUAUAAUGUUUUCUUUCCUGGACGAAAUUUUCACUUUUGUCUAGCGAUGACUGGUAAAUGGCGAUCAUUUCAGUUAUUCAAUUUUGUUUUCGAUUGUUUGCGAAUGGGUGCAGAUGGGAUAACUAUGCUAAGUCCUGAAGAUAAUGGUGGGAUCGUUAUUCCCAAUCCUCAAGGGGGAGUGGACGCUGUCAUCGAUGCAGGGGAAGACGAUAUUGAAGAUUAUGAUGAGAAUGUCGUGAAAUCAUUUUUAAAUAUAUUUGACGAUUGAGUAUUAAAUUUAAUAGAGAUAGUUUAGUUAUUAGAAUAUGAAUAAU